Molecule: messenger RNA, 1168 nt
Organism: Paramormyrops kingsleyae
Lineage: Eukaryota; Metazoa; Chordata; Actinopteri; Osteoglossiformes; Mormyridae
Source: RefSeq, a predicted model, not a curated record
AAGAUGAGAAUUAGUACAGGAAGUUAAGACACGUUGUAGUAAGCAUGGCACCCGGAGGAAAGAUCAACAGACCCAAAACUGAACUCGGGAAAAAGCUAUUUAAACGUCGACGCGUUCUUAAUAAACAAAAGAAGUUGAAGCACAAGAUUGUAGGAGCAGUGGUUGAUGAAGGUCUGAUCACUGUUCAUCACCUGAAGAAAAGAAUUUCUAGCCCACGGGCAAAUAUCACUCUGUCCGGCAAGAAGCGACGGAAGUUGAUCAAGCAGCUGCAGCACAUGGAGCGAGCGAAGGCAACCAUGGAAGUUGAAGCACAGCCUGCAAAGAAAGCUACCCCCAGCACCGUCUCCAAAAAACAGGUGAAGAAGGCAGCUCCUCGGGACGUCGAGAUGGACGAUCAGGAUAUGGAAUGAGGAGAUGGUGACCUGGACCCUGCUGAGGAGAUGGUGACCUGGACCCUGCUGAGGAGAUGGUGACCUGGACCCUGCAUCAACAGCUGCAGUUCAGCAGUACAAGGAUGUUGCUGUUUUUAUUUUUUGAAACACAUUCGUCUUUAUAGAGUGUUAAUAUGUAUCCUUCUUCCAAGACCCUGUAUUCUCAACAUGAAUGUAAUAUGGUAUUUUUGCAAAGCUGUCAACUUGCAUUGACUGUAAUUUUUAAUGGACUUUGUUACUGCCUUUUGACCCAAUUGAAGGAGUCUGUGCUGUAGAUGGAGGAGUAUUUCAGGAUCCCCCCCCCCCCAUUAUAAUUACCUUUAUAACUGGAGGUUAGCUUCAAGACUGUACUGAGGCAUUGUGUGGUUCAGUGGAAAUGGACACUAUUGCCUGCGAUUGGAAUGUCGCUGCUUCAGAUCCCAGAAGCUGAAAGGGUGAUUUCAGUAUUGUGGCCUUGAACAAGACCCUUAACCCUACAAUUGCUUAAUACAUUCUGAUAAAUGUAUGUCACUUUAGAUAAAAGAGUCUGCUUUUGUUGUAUAAAACAUACAAACUUUGAGUGACAGUGUUUCAAGGAACAGGGCUGUACAGACUCACUGUAAGCUGUUGUAUAUGGAGGAUGCUUGAAAUAUUUGCAUACAAAAGCUGAUCAUAAGGCUCUUAUGUUGAAUGUCGACAUAUAUGGAAAUAUCUCCCAUCUCGUGUACUUAAGUAAACAAGGCCUAUAAUAAUUUCAA